Molecule: messenger RNA, 1023 nt
Organism: Pocillopora meandrina
Lineage: Eukaryota; Metazoa; Cnidaria; Anthozoa; Scleractinia; Pocilloporidae
Source: the annotation of a GenBank genome assembly
AUGGAGGUUUUUGCUGUUUCAGCGCAUGGAAUUGUACCAAGUAAACGUGCAUUUCAUUCUUGUUCUGUCGUAGGAAAUUUUCUGUAUAUUUUUGGAGGAAUUGCACCGGACAGAACUGUUUUAAAUGACAUGUACAUGUACAAUGUUUCUUCAAAUAUGUGGAGUCGGAUUGAGGACAGAGUACCGGGUAGUUCUCAAAGCAGACCUUUAGUUUCAUCAGGAUUUCCUAAGGGAAGACUUUGCACCGCACCGAGUGUCAGCCACCAUACAGCGACGGCUGUAAGGGGCCGGUUUAUUUUGAUAAUAGGUGGUUGGAAUGGACGGAAAAGGUGCGCUGAUGUGUUUUGUUUUGACACUGUUGAUCAAUUUUGGCGUCAUAUCCCUGAAACUGGAGACAUUCCUGUAGGAUUAAGCUCGCAUACGGCAACUUUAGUAUCUUCUAAAGAUAUUUUGAUAAUCGGACGUGAAGGAGGCGUUCACACGCAGCGUCGCUUCUCUGGUGCUUUUUAUUUAAACUUUGAAACAGGAAAAUAUUCUGAAGCACCAUUUCAUGCCAGCUCCAGGUCGGGUCAUACAGCAAAUCUUAUCCCCAUAAGAACUAGCGGGGAGAACCAUUUAUUUGUUUUUGGAGGUCGCAAGAGUGGAGGAUAUGAAUUAAUUGGCUCGUGGAGGAAAAUGGAACAAACCGAGACGUCGUUUCCCCAGCAGAGAAUCUCUGAAUUGCUCAGAAAGUCUGCCAUAUGCGACGAACCUAGUGGUCGACAGCACGCUAAAGCUGUAGAGCUGGGCAGUAAACAUUUGCUAAUUUUUGGUGGGGAGACCUGGAGUGGUGUAAGGGAGAAUGUAACAAAUGAGGCUUUCGUUUUAGAAACUGACACAAUGAAAUGGUAUAAGUUGCCCCUCGUAGGAGAUGCCCCAAAACUUGUUGGACAUUCCAUGGUAGGGUGUGGUGAAAAGAUUUUUGUGUUUGGAGGUGGGCUUUCCAGCAAAUAUUGUAAUACACUUUGGGAAGUUAAGAUUUAA